AUAUUUGUAGAUUUGAGUCACCUUAUAUGUGACCCAUCAGAUGCAGAAGGCUGCUCACAUUGUGCGCCCGUAAUUCCUAUUGUGUGCUGUGACAUCCAUCACCCUUUGGCAUUCUCAUCAUCUGAUACUGUCAUCCCACAACCGCCCAGACUUCCCAUCCACUCACGACUUGCGAAAUAUACCAUGGGCCCACAGGAGUACAAGUUAUGUGAGGCACUGGAAGAUUGGAGAGACCAGAAGACAGUGGAGAUUUAUGGACGCUCACCCCUUAUUGACCUUGGCCCAACUGUUGUAAUGGGUGACUCAGUUCUUGACCGGAUCAUUGACUGCGCCCAUCAUGAGAAAAUCAGAGUUAUCCAGGAUCUCCACAAGGAGACACACUAG
This is a messenger RNA of Suillus paluster, 384 nucleotides long. RefSeq lists its product as uncharacterized. The annotation marks the transcript as partial. The record is from RefSeq and is a predicted model, not a curated record. The transcript has a single exon. NCBI's taxonomy places the organism in Eukaryota, Fungi, Basidiomycota, Agaricomycetes, Boletales, Suillaceae.